Rana temporaria (common frog) is the source of this 2814-nucleotide messenger RNA. It is a transcript of the gene FAM133B, whose product is annotated as family with sequence similarity 133 member B. NCBI's taxonomy places the organism in Eukaryota, Metazoa, Chordata, Amphibia, Anura, Ranidae. The transcript is spliced from 11 exons. The coding region runs from base 129 to 896 and encodes 255 amino acids. The record is from RefSeq and is a predicted model, not a curated record.
CUCCAGCAGGGGGAGCUCUCAGCUCCGGAGCCGUUCUCUCUCUCAGCUCUCCUCUCUAUAGUGUGUUCGCUGUGUGAGGCCGCUGAGGGCUUCAUCCCAGGAGUGCGAACGGGAGAGCGCAGAGCAUCAUGGGGAAACGCGACAACCGGGUGGCGUAUAUGAACCCCAUUGCUAUGGCCAGAGCCAGGGGCCCUGCAGCUUCAGGUGGACCAAGCAUUCAGGAUUAUUUAAGCAGACCAAGACCUACCUGGGAGGAAGUGAAAGAACAGCUAGAAAAGAAGAAGAAAGGUUCCAGGGCACUGGCUGAGUUUGAGGAGAAUAUGAAUAAAAGUUGGAGAAAGGAGCUUGAAAAGCACAGAGAAAAGGUCAUUUCUGGCACUGAUGGUUCUUCAAAGAAGAAAGAGAAACGCAAAAAGGAAAAGAAGAAAUCCGGUGGGUUAUCUUCAUUAUCUUCUUCUGCAUCAUCGAGUUCUACUUCUUCCAGCAGUUCAGAUGAAUCCGACAAUGAGAAAAAACGCUCAAGAAAGAAAAAGAAGAAAAAACAUUAUCGCAGGUCAUCAGACGAUGGCGCGGAUUCUGAGAGCAAGGAUUCUGUAAAGAAGAAGAAAUCCAAAGAUGAGCUGGAGAAGGACAGAGAUGGAAAGAGUUCAGUCAGAAAGAGGAGAAGACCUGAUGAUGAUGCCGACGAUGAAGAUCACCGACAUUCUUCAUAUGAUUCAUCGCGGUCAGACUCUGAGGAUCAGGUUUAUGGUAAAAGGAAGCGGAGCAGUGAAGAAAAAGCUGUAAGUGCCUCUUUCAUGGAAAUGCUGGAAAAGACCAAAAAGAAAAAAAAGCACAAGAAGAACAGCAAGAAAAAGAAAAAGAAGUCGGUCCCCUCAAGCUCUGAUUCUGAAUAACCAAGCCACGUAAUCCCCCCCCACACUCCACGUGCAAUGACUUCACUCUGAGACUGUGAACAGCUGCAAUCCACACUUAUCAGAUUUUCUCCUCUGUAAUGUACAGUUGUCCUGAGAGCAGAGGGGGCUCAAAGGGAAAUUUCCCACCAAAAUACAUCUGAAAUCUGGGAAUACGGGAGAAUCACCUUGGCAGAUUUGGUUCUCUAGUCCACUGGUGGAUGUAGCCAAACUGCAGGUAAAACUAUACAGGUAGUGACAUCACCACUUCAUAUCAUGUGCUUAUUACAACCAUGGCGGCUCCUUACCUCACAACACUGGCACUUUUUUUGUUUUUUCUCUGACCUUGCAGGGCACCCAUGUACAAAAAAAUUGUGACUCUAUCAUUUACAGCGCUUUGUUGGUUAAAAUCCUACCAGUCUAAUGCAGAGAACCAAUUUAUUUGUUAGUUGCACUACCACAUUUUGUCAUCUAAGUAUACUGGUCAGUCCACAUAAUAGUUGUCUUGGUGUUUGUAAAACUUUCUUUUUAAAAGAAGGCAAGGCAAAGUGACGUGGUCUGUGCCAAGGCCCCACCCCCUGAUGUUACCCUUGCCAGCACUUCCCCGCUGCUCCUUCUGCUGCCUUAGGCGAUUGAUUCCCCUAUCCACACAAUCGGUGUUGAUGGGGGGGAAUCCCUCCCAUGGAGCUAUUGUGUUCUCCCGGCGGGGGUUGCUGUCCUUCCUGGGAGAACGCAGUGUUUAUUGUUUACCCGCUAGCAAUAAUCGCAUGUAAAAAUCCGGCUUGCCAGUUGUACCCAAGUCAAUCAGCCUGCCCAUAGAUUGUUUGAAUCUCCGCUGAACCACCCACGAUUGGAACCACCAUGGCUGGUAUAAAUCGGUGACAGUACCUGGUGCAUUAAUGUUUAGGGUAGUAUGUGACCUUCUAGUGUUUGGGUCUAACCAAUCACUAGAUCUGAGCACGGUCACAUGAUCAAUGUAGUGAUGUUACUGCUCUCUCUAGUGUCUGUGGGGAUUUUAGUGCCGGCUGUAACAAUGAAAGUAGCUUUGAAGGGAGUGCUAGCAAUGUGAGUAUAAGUGGGUCAGGGUGCUUUUUGCACUGACACAAAGUGGGUGGUGUCGCUUUCAAGGUUUUGCUGAAGAAACUUUAAAUUCUUUCUCGUUAAGGAAGGCAGUUGAUUGUUUUAUAGUUGAUCAUUUAUUAUGAUCAUUUAUUAUCUUCAACUGGAGAUCUGUGUAAAAUCUACAGCCCUACUCUUGAAUCGGCCAUCUUGGGCAAAGUGUUUGUCAGGGCAGGUGCCAGAAUACACCGGUCAGCACUUUCAGCCAUUGGCUGAAAGUGCUGAUCAGAUGGCGAACAGCAGACCUUUUUCGGUCAUGCCCCUUCGGAAACCGGCUGAGCGACCGGCUUUCGUCGAACCAGCUUCCAUACAUGCGGCCCAUGUGUACUAGGCUUUAGACUCCAGAUAAGGGCUCAAACCUCAAAUGACCCUUAACUCAUUGGAAGUUAAUAAGCUGAGAUCUUUAUUGUAUACUCAAUGAGCUUAACUUUUUCCUAGAGAUCGUCUUCAAGUGACAGAUGCUAAUUAACCAGAUGGACUCGUAUCUAGUUGCACAUAUUUCCCUUCUAAGCAAGAUAAAUUUUUCACUUUAUUAACAUUUUUAUUUCUGGCACAUGCAUAACUCCUGAAAAAGCUUGUUUUUUUUGGAAAGCACUACAGCAAUAAUUAACAUUUAAUUUAGGGCCAUCCUAGCUUGUCCUUGGGCACACAGCCUACAAGACUGCAGAUACUGUCCCAGACCUUAGACCUAGAUGAUUUAUUAUGUUAAAGAGAACCAGUCACAGUUAACGGUGCUCUGUGCUGCCAGUUUGUUCCCUUCUCUGCCGGGGUGGAUACAUUAACUCCGGUGUGCACAAUUUUA